AUGCCUGUGCCAGACAACUUCGAAGAGGAGCAUGCCGCCCUCAUCUACAACGAGAAGCUUCCGCUGUCACCAAAGGAUGCUGCGGCGGCAGGGUACGUCUGCAAACACGCCGGCUGUGCAUUCAAUUCGAGGACCGAGUUCUCCGACGGACACCACCCGGAUUUCGGGACUGUCGUAAAAUGUCCAGGCUGCGAUAGCAUAUUCUCGACGGCGGGCCUCCCAAUCGCACCCGAAACCCUGGAAGGCGUACGGAGCCUGUUGGCUCGUCCGGAAUUUAAGAUGGUGCCAACCCUGGGCCCCUCGUUUUGGGAAACGUACACAUGCACCCAACGCACCAGGGUGUGCUUGUGGCGAAAGGAGGUUGGUUUGGCUGUCGAGAAUCGGCUCCGGGCUAUUAGGCACUGCCUGGAACAAACUGCACACCCCCGGGCUCUUCGUUUGGGAAACCCACCGCCUCAAAUCGUUCGCGCGUGUUCCGAUCUUCGGAACAAAAGGGGAGGGAGGCAGAGGUAG
This is a messenger RNA of Colletotrichum destructivum, 513 nucleotides long. RefSeq lists its product as uncharacterized. NCBI's taxonomy places the organism in Eukaryota, Fungi, Ascomycota, Sordariomycetes, Glomerellales, Glomerellaceae. The coding region runs from base 1 to 513 and encodes 170 amino acids. The transcript has a single exon. The record is from RefSeq and is a predicted model, not a curated record.